AUACAUUAAUUCUAACUUUACAUGCAGACGUUGAGCCGGAGUUUAAAAUAUAUUUCAAUAGUAAAUACUCAUAUGGAAAGGCCAUAGAUUUAGUAAUAACAAGCACAGGAAAAAGAAUUGCAAUUGAGUUCGACAAUAUUAAAAUGGAGUGUAUAAAACUCGAUGGUGUUCAUAAUAGCUGGCAAGAGGCUACCCGCAUCUCACUAUCAUUAAUGAAAAAAUCUGAGAAGGAAAUUUUAAACCUUCAAAUUAAUGAUCAAUAUCGGCCAAAUCAAAAAACAGUUUGUGAAGCUUUGGAAUCUAAAAUAGUUAAAAAAUGCAAAGAGUAUUUACAACCUUUAAUUCAACGAAAUGAUGCAGAUUUAAAAUUCAU
Molecule: messenger RNA, 373 nt
Organism: Racocetra persica
Lineage: Eukaryota; Fungi; Glomeromycota; Glomeromycetes; Diversisporales; Gigasporaceae
Source: the annotation of a GenBank genome assembly